Molecule: messenger RNA, 483 nt
Organism: Dracunculus medinensis (Guinea worm)
Lineage: Eukaryota; Metazoa; Nematoda; Chromadorea; Rhabditida; Dracunculidae
Source: the annotation of a GenBank genome assembly
AUGGCUUGUAUCUGCUUUCGGUUUAAAAGGAAUUCGACGGAUGAGACAAAAAUUAUCCCAGAAAGCGAUGUUAACUGCAACACUUUUACUGAUAAUCGAAUUCCGCUAACAGAACGGCAAAAGUUUUUGCUAAUUAAAAAUUGGAAAGGAAUUUCGAGAGAGGUUACUGAAGCGGGCGCAAAUAUGUUUAUCAAAUUUCUUUCCGAAAAUCAAGAAUAUUUCAAUUUUUUUAAUUUUCGAUCUAUUGUCGAUGAACCGAAAGAAACACAACUAAAUGACGAACGCUUAAGAGCACAUGGCAAAGCUGUAAUGACAUUAAUCGGAGAGGCUAUUUGGUACAGUUUUAGAAGUUUUGUUUUCAUGCGUUUUUGUCAAAUUCUUAAAAAACGAAAAGCAAAAUUAGGUACAUCUGCUAAAUAUUUUAUGAUAUUUUAUCGCCUACGAACUCUACAAAAUAUGUGUAAAUAUCAGCCAAAUUGUUAG